Acyrthosiphon pisum (pea aphid) is the source of this 2097-nucleotide messenger RNA. Its product is annotated as E3 ubiquitin-protein ligase RING1-like. The transcript has 3 exons. Gene Ontology annotation, cellular component: PcG protein complex; ubiquitin ligase complex. Bases 532 to 1539 code for a protein of 335 amino acids. The record is from RefSeq and is a predicted model, not a curated record. Lineage: Eukaryota; Metazoa; Arthropoda; Insecta; Hemiptera; Aphididae. Gene Ontology annotation, molecular function: chromatin binding; ubiquitin protein ligase activity.
UUAUGGGAGCUACCUACCGGCUACCGAAAACAAACUAAAAAACUAAAAUAUCUUUUUGGUGAUAAUUUUAUGUUAAAACUGUCUGUACUGUAAUACUGUUUACUAAAUCGAUUAAUCAAAAUACUAUUACUAACCUAUAGUUUUUGGUACUGUGUGAUAUGUAUUGCUGUAGUGGUGUAGUCUGUAGUCGUCUUUAUUCCAUGGUCUUAUUGUAAUAUUAUGUUGUUUAUGACAACUGACAACAAUACAGUAUUCUUUGUAAAUACUUGAUUUCUUUGUCUACUCGUCUAUGCACUAAACAUGGUCAAUUUUUAAUAAUUCUGCUGGUCAUAUAUUAAACAUUAAGUUAUAAAAGUUAAAGUUUUAAAGCUAUAAUAUUUAUUUGUAUAGUUUAAUUAAUUAAUUUUUAUUAUAACUAUUAUUGAGUAUUUUAUUAAAUAUUAUAAAUUUGUUGUAAUACAGUAAUACUCAUACUUGACUAUUUUUUUGAUUCUUUUAAACUGAUUGUAAAAAAAUAAAAUUGUUUUCAUCAUGGCUUCAGCAGAUCCAACGGGCGUUACCAAAACUUGGGAACUUUCACUAUACGAAUUACAUAGAUCUCCUCAAGAAGCUAUUACAGAUAACACCGAAAUUGCUGUAUCCCCACGAAGUCUGCAUAGUGAACUAAUGUGUCCAAUAUGUUUGGAUAUGUUGAAAAAAACAAUGACUACUAAAGAAUGCCUCCAUAGAUUCUGUUCAGACUGUAUUGUGACUGCUCUCCGUUCAGGUAAUAAAGAAUGCCCUACCUGUCGUAAGAAACUAGUAUCUAAACGGUCGCUACGCCCUGAUCCAAAUUUUGAUCUUCUUAUAUCUAAGAUCUAUCCUAACCGUGAUGAAUAUGAAGCACAUCAAACUAGAGUGUUGGAAAAGUUAAACAAUAGUCACAGUCAGGCUAAUUUAGUUCAGUCAAUAAAUGAAGGUAUUAAAUUACAAACUCAAAAUCGACUACAACGUACCAAAAAACCCCAAAAUGAAGAACUAAAUGAAAGUAACUCAUCAACUACUCCAAAACCAUCAAAUAGUUCAGGUCAAGAUAAUGUAACAAGAACAAUGGUACAAACAAAAGUGGCAAAGAAGAUGAAGUCUGUUAUGAUUUCAGAAAAAGAAGGACCCUCUUCAACUGUUGACACCACAGACAUAACAGAAUGUGAUGGAGCACCAAAAGGUGUGUCAGCAGAUGAAAUAGAACUAGUGUUUAAACCUCAUCCUACAGAAAUGACCAAUGAUAAUCAGUUGAUCAGAGUUUUGAAGGAAAACUCUAUUCGUUAUAUAAAAACAACAGCUAAUGCAACUGUUGAUCAUUUGAGUAAGUAUUUAGCUAUGCGAUUGACGGUAGACCUUGGCUCAGAACUUACAGAACAAACACUCAAUUUUCUUAUCUAUGUUGCAUCAACUGCUGAUCAAUUGGUUCCUCUCAAUGGCAGUCAAACACUCCGAAACGUACACGAUAAGUAUUGGAAAGUUAACAAGCCACUGGAAAUGUUCUACUCUUUUACUUAAAUUAUUUAUUUAUCAUUGGUUUCUUUAGUUUCUUAUAAAAAAGGCUGGGCAAGUUAACUAUUUUUUUUAAAUCAUUAAGUUAAGUUAAUAUAAAAAGGUAAUGACUAAUGCGUACACAAACGUGAUUGAGAUACUGAAAGUAAAUAGUUAUAUCUUUCUUUUAUUGAUGACACGGUUACCCAUAAAACAUUUCUGUUUAUAAUAUAGGUAUAUAAUAGCAUGUAAUAUAUUCUGUGAAUAUACAAUAUAAUAACUAUAAUGUGACAAUAACAUAAAUUAACUCAUAAAUAUAACUCAAAAUGUAACUCAUUAAGUUAGAAUUUUUAACUCGUUAAUGUCCAGUCUUGUUUAUAAGUGGUUAUAACUACCUAGUAAAUUUUUUAAGUGCCUAUAUAAUAUAUUUUAUUUGCUAGCAAAAAUUAAUAAAAAUAAAAAUGUUUAAUACCUUACAUAAUGUAAUUUGCUUGGUAAUUAGGUUCAUCACCCCUUUAAAUAAGUUCAAUAAUUUAAGUAAUGUAGUUUAUAAUUAAAACAUAAAUUAAAAAUAAUAAAUUUAAU